AUGCUCUCUUUAGCUCUGAAUUCUCCCAAACCUACCCCCACUUUCCUCCAUUCACCCUUCCUUUCCUCCCCGCUUCCUCUCACUUCCCACCACAGACCCAAUAAACCCUUCCGAAAACCCAUCUCAGCCACACUUAUCCCCGCCUCUAAGCCACCGUCUCAAAAACUCUACCAACCCUUUCGCCCACCGACAUCGCAAUCUCCAAUACCACCCCAAUAUCGUAACCUCGACACAGAAGCUCGCCUCGAUGUUCUUUCAAAUCGCCUUGGCCUGUGGUUCGAAUACGCCCCUCUCAUUCCUCCAUUGAUUCUGGAAGGAUUUGCCCCAUCCACCCUCGAAGAAGUCACCGGCAUCAGUGGUGUUGAGCAGAAUCGACUCGUUGUAGCUGCUCAGGUUAGGGAGUCCUUGGUUCAGUCUGGUGUUGAUGAGGAAACCCUCGAGUUUUACGAUAAGGGUGGUGCGGAGUUGCUGUAUGAGAUAAGGUUGUUGAGUGUGAACCAGCGUGCCGCAGCUGCGAGAUACAUGCUUGAAAAUAAAUUUGAACCAAGUGAUGCUCAGGAACUUGCUAGGGCAAUCAAGGAUUUCCCCCGUCGACGCGGUGAUCGUGGAUGGGAUUAUUUUGAUUACACGAUUCCGGCUGAUUGUUUGGCCUUUAUGUACUAUAGACAAGCUCUUGAAAAUCGGGAUACAGAGUCGAAAAUAUCUGUAUUGCAAAAGGCUUUGUCUGUGGCUGUGUCUGAGCCAGCAAAAGCGUGGGUGACAAAGGAAUUGGAUGGAAACGAUGGUGAUGGAGAAGGACAGGGAAGAGAUGGAGGCGUUGUUGAUGGAGUGAAAGUUCCUGUAGUGAGGUUAAAUCUGGGGGAGAUUGCAGAGGCUACGGUGGUUGCAGUUUUGCCGGUUUGUGGAGCGGGUGAGAGAGACGAAGGGGUGAAGGAUGCGCCAUGGGAAAGUGGCUGCAAAGGGGAUUUUGGUAUAGUGGAGGCUGAGAAAGACUGGAGGAGAUGGGUGGUGUUGCCGGCGUGGGAGCCAGUGAUAGGGUUGAAGAGAGGCGGAGUAGUGGUGGCAUUUUCUGAUGCGAGGGCUUUGCCAUGGAGAGUUAAUAGGUGGUACAAGGAGGAAGCUAUCUUGGUGGUGGCUGAUCGAAGUAGGAAAGAGGUGGCAGCUGAUGAUGGAUUUUAUCUGGUAUUGAGUGAAGAUGAAUUGAAGGUGGAUAGAGGAUCGACAUUGAAGGAGAAAGGUAUUGAAGAAAGUCUUGGAACUGUGGUUAUUGUUGUUAGGCCACCAAGAGAAGAUAAUGACAGUGAAUUAGCAGAAGAGGAUUGGGAAUGA
Molecule: messenger RNA, 1329 nt
Organism: Lactuca virosa
Lineage: Eukaryota; Viridiplantae; Streptophyta; Magnoliopsida; Asterales; Asteraceae
Source: the annotation of a GenBank genome assembly